AUGCAGUCAAUUUUCUUGCUGCUGGGCCUCUUUGCCGACACUAUCUCCGCCAGCCCCUUGGGGCAACAGCCGUUGGGCCAUAGUCCAACGGAGCUGCCUGCUGGACAGCUGGCGGAUGGUUUGCGCAAACCUGUACGCGGACGAUUUUUACAUAUAACUGAUUUUCAUCCCGACCGACUCUACAAGGCCGGAACCUCGAUCGAUCGCUCGUGCCACCGUGGUAAUGGCCCCGCGGGGUAUUUUGGAGCCGAGGGCACAGAUUGCGAUGCACCUUUAUCCCUUGUCAACGAGACAUUUCGCUGGAUCGAAGAAAAUUUGAAGGAUGAGAUCGAUUUUGUGAUUUGGACCGGUGAUUCUGCUCGACACGACAAUGAUGAAAAGCUCCCUCGCACGGCGGAUGAGAUUAUGGAGUUGAAUACGUUACUGUCUCAAAAAUGGAUCAAAAUUUUCGGUGAGGAGGGAGUCAGUGAGACCUCGAAUGCCGUGCCCAGAAUGUCGAUCCCUGUCAUCCCGACAUUCGGCAACAACGAUAUCAUGCCCCACAACAUCUUCAACGAGGGCCCAAACAAGUGGACAAAGCGCUUUGCAGAGAUAUGGGACCCGUUUAUCCCAGAAGAUCAGCGUCACACCUUCGUUGAGGGCGGUUGGUUCACCGCGGAGGUGGUUCCCGGUCGGCUAGCGGUCAUCAGCCUGAACACCAUGUACUUCUUCGAUUCCAACAGUGCGGUGGAUGGAUGCAACGCCAAGUCGGAACCUGGAUACGAGCACAUGGAGUGGUUGCGGGUGCAGUUGAAAAUCCUGCGCAGUCGCAACAUGAAAGCCAUCCUCAUGGGCCACGUACCCCCCGCCCGGUCGAGCGAGAAAAAGAACUGGGAUGAGACAUGCUGGCAAAAAUAUACGCUCUGGAUGCACCAGUACCGUGAUGUUGUUGUCGGCAGCCUUUACGGUCAUAUGAACAUCGACCAUUUCAUGCUCCAAGACAGCAACAAGGUCAACAUUGAUUCGAAGGCCCAUGGAAAGGUGUCAAUCAACUCGAAAGCCGAUUACCUUGAGUCGCUUCGAAACCAAUGGUCCUCAUUGCCAUCUCCUCCGUCGGGCAUUUUCGAGGAGCUCGACUCCAUAUCGGAUUUGGAGGAUGUCUCGGAAGUUGAACCGGCGAAGAAGGACAAGAGAGGUAAAAAGAAGGACAAGAAGAAGCGAAAGUUCUUGGAGAAGAUUGGGGGCCCGUGGGCAGAGCGAUACAGCGUAUCGCUAGUAUCCCCCAGUCUGGUUCCGAACUUCUUCCCUAGUCUGCGCGUGAUCGACUACAAUAUCACGGGACUGCAUGAUGUCGCACGUGGAGUGGAUUUGUCCACAUAUGCGGCUGACGAUACGACCUCUGGACUUGAUCUUGCUGAACUUGAUACGCCGGAAACCAGCGACGAUUCCCUUAUUCCACCCGAAAUUCAAAAGAAAAAGAAGGGCAAGGGAAAGAAAAAGAAACCCAAGUUCAAAGUCCCUGAGCCUCCCUCGUCAACCGCUCCUCCGGGCCCUGCAUACUCGAACCAGGCGUUCACAUGGCUUGGCUACACCCAAUACUUCUCGAAUCUAACAAAACUCCAUGAACAGCUCGUGGCAAGCGAACAAGGCGACAGUCCUCGUAUCGACUACGAGAUUGAGUACACCACAAAUGAUGACGUGUAUCAAAUGAAAGACCUGACGGUGCGCAGCUUCUUCCAACUCGCAGCGAGGAUUGGCGAGGAAGGAGCCGAAGAGAAACAGACUGAGGUCAAUAGCCAAGGUGCUGAUUGGUCUUCGAGCAAGAAAAAGAAGCUAGUGAACAAUGUCUGGCGGGCUUUCGUGAGGCGCGCAUUUGUGGGAUUCCCAGUCGAUGACCUGGAUGACCUGGAUGGAUAG
Penicillium mononematosum is the source of this 1896-nucleotide messenger RNA. Its product is annotated as endopolyphosphatase. Gene Ontology annotation, biological process: polyphosphate catabolic process. The record is from RefSeq and is a predicted model, not a curated record. Gene Ontology annotation, cellular component: fungal-type vacuole; membrane. The coding region runs from base 1 to 1896 and encodes 631 amino acids. Lineage: Eukaryota; Fungi; Ascomycota; Eurotiomycetes; Eurotiales; Aspergillaceae. The transcript has 2 exons. Gene Ontology annotation, molecular function: endopolyphosphatase activity; exopolyphosphatase activity.